UCCACCCACACAAAAAAGAGAAACAAUAACAUUUCCGGCUUGUUAUCCGCUUUAUCUGGCCAAAAUGAGGCUUCAACGGCAGUGCAUCGUUGUCAACAUGCGAUCGGCUAUUGUCCUGAUCAUGAUCUUCGUGCUGACAGGGAUCAGGAACAGUGAGACGGCCAGCGGGGGCAACCAAAUGGAUUUGACGGACUCGAAAGGCGAUCAUAAGGACAACAGCAAUGCAAGCAAUGGCAAUGGGAAUGCUAAUGAUAACGAGGUGUAUGUGCCACCCUUGGUAUCCAACAUGGUGGUUAAAAAUGGAGGUAGUGGAAGUGCGGGUGGACUUUUGGACAAUAUCACAGCCUACAGUAGUAGCAAUGGUAACAACAAUAAUAUGCUCUGCCCGUAUGACAAGGACACGCCCUGCGAACGCCUGCACUUUCCUUGCAUCCGAUGCAACUACAACCAUGGAUGCGUCUACGGUCGGGAUGUAAAUGUUUCCUGCGAAGUUAUUAACAAUGUCCAGUGCCAAGGUGAACGGAGUUUCCAGCGGCAAAUGAACUGUCGCUACUGCUACCAAACGGAAAUGUGGCAACAAAGCUGCGGCCAGCGUUCGAGUUGCAAUUCCGCUACGGAUAAACUAUUUCGGACCAACUGCACCGUACACCAGGAUGUGCUAUGCCUGGGCAAUCGGUCCUUUACUCGCAACCUACGCUGCAACUGGACGCAAGGCUAUCGAUGGAGCACCGCCCUGCUAAUUAGCCUCACUUUGGGCGGCUUUGGAGCCGAUCGAUUCUAUUUGGGUCAUUGGCAGGAGGGGAUUGGCAAGCUGUUCAGCUUCGGAGGCCUCGGCGUCUGGACCAUAAUCGAUGUUCUGCUCAUCUCAAUGCACUAUCUGGGGCCAGCGGAUGGUUCGCUUUAUAUAUAAAUUUGUUUUAAGGGGUUGGGGUUUGUAAUGUGUAAGAAGACUGUAAGCCAAAAGUAUAGAUCGUAAGCUUAUUUCCAUUACCAUGUACAUAAAUAUUUAAAUAUUAAAUACUGUAUAGAAAAUGUAUCCUUCUGAUUAUACUUAUCAGGUUUUUUUUUUUUUAAUUUUGUAAUUAACAAUAUUACACUUUGAUCGUGCUAAUAAAAUAAAAACUGAUAGCAGA
This is a messenger RNA of Drosophila eugracilis, 1133 nucleotides long. It is a transcript of the gene amx, whose product is annotated as TM2 domain-containing protein almondex. The transcript has a single exon. The record is from RefSeq and is a predicted model, not a curated record. The coding region runs from base 65 to 910 and encodes 281 amino acids. NCBI's taxonomy places the organism in Eukaryota, Metazoa, Arthropoda, Insecta, Diptera, Drosophilidae.